AAGCAUGCUUUUCACAAGCACUAAUACAAAAAUCUGUAGUCUCCCCCACUCCACCCCAACACACGCACACACAUGGUAUCUCUCUCUCUCUCUCGCCCCCUCCCCCUUCCACAAAAUAAAAAAGCUAUACAACCGAAAUCCCAACUUACUCUACAGCAUACCUCUCUCUCUCUCUCUCUCUCUCUCUCUCUCUCUCUCUCUCUCUCUCUUCAUAGCAUAAACAACAUAUUCUGCGAAUCUUCUCUCGCCCAAUCCAAUCCAGUGCCUCAUCACUACUGGUAGCCAUAGUUUCCCCUCAAAUAUUCUCAACCUCCCAGGAAAGUGCAGAGAAAAAAGAAAGACGCAGAGACCCUUGUAGUUGACCAUAAAAAUAUCAUACAAAAUGUGUGUUCAAGAUGCAGAGCAAGUUAGUGAGGGAAUGGAAGAUAUGGGUCUUCCAAAUGAUGAUGAUGUGAGCGAGGGAAGCGUGAAGUCUAUGCAGCCAUCGCAUUCUGAAGCUGACGCCAAGGAAAAUCGAGAUAACAAGAAUCUAUCCCCUGCAGCUGAUUCUGUUGCAGCUGCCACAAUCUCCUUCCCGCUGGAAAGCAUUUCCGAAGAAUCAGCUAUCUCAGACAAAACACAGAUAGUAUUAAACAAUUUUCUGCCCGCCCUACGGUCUGGGGAGUGGUCCGACAUUGGAGGCAGGCCAGAUAUGGAGGACACUCAUGUUUGUAUUCCCGACUUAGCUAUGAAUUUUGGUUGUGCUGCACGUGGUGACGAAGCCAUGUCCUUCUAUGGUGUGUUUGACGGACAUGGUGGGAAGGGUGCAGCUCAGUUUGCACGGGACCACUUGCCAAGAAUUAUUGUCGAGGAUGCUGAUUUCCCGUUGGAACUCGAGAAAGUGGUUACAAGAUCUUUCAUGGAGGCUGAUGCUGCAUUUGCAAAGUCUUGCUCUGUUGAGUCCACGCUGUCAUCAGGCACAACUGCACUAACUGCAAUGAUCCAUGGCAGGUCAUUGCUAGUAGCAAAUGCUGGAGAUUGUAGAGCUGUUUUAUCUCGAUGUGGAGUUGCUGUCGAGAUGUCAGAAGAUCACAGGCCUUGCUGUGCAAGCGAAAGGAGGAGGAUUGAAUCAGUAGGCGGGUACGUAGAUGAUGGUUAUCUAAACGGUCAGUUGGGAGUGACCCGAGCUUUAGGCAACUGGCACAUCAAAGGACUGAAGGAAGGGGAAAGAGGCGGACCUCUGAGCGCAGAACCGGAACUGAGGUUAACAACACUCACAAAGGAAGACGAAUUCUUGAUAAUUGGAAGCGAUGGAAUAUGGGACGUCUUCAUGAGCCAGAACGCAGUAGACUUCGCCAGGAGGCGGCUCCAAGAGCACAACAAUGUGAAGCUGUGCUGCAAAGACAUAGUAAACGAAGCCAAGAAGCGAGGGGCUACUGAUAAUUUGACAGUAGUGAUGGUUUGUUUUCACUCAGAACCACCGCCUCCGGUUGUCGUUCAAAGGCCUAGAGUUCGAAGGUGCAUCUCUGCGGAAGGGCUUCAAAACCUCAAAUUCCUGCUUCAAGGCUAGAGCAGAGCUGCAAUAAAUUUGCCAACAUUGAUCCAUUUCUUCUUACAGGUAAAACAAGUUAUUAAUUAUUAUAAUAAUUUGAUGUUGUGAGCAACUUGUAUAUAUGCCUAUUGAUACCCCAUUCUUCCUUCGUAAGCUUCCAUUUCGUUGUCGAUUGGUUGCGUAAUCGGGGAAUAAAUCACGAGAUUAUUGUUGUAUGUUGUUGGAAGAAACAGGACCAUAUAUGUGUACAUAAACACAAACAGUGUAUAAACUAUAUGGCCAUUUUUCUGAUUUAUUAAUCAUUUUAAGCACAUCUCAA
Molecule: messenger RNA, 1850 nt
Organism: Salvia miltiorrhiza (redroot sage)
Lineage: Eukaryota; Viridiplantae; Streptophyta; Magnoliopsida; Lamiales; Lamiaceae
Product: probable protein phosphatase 2C 27
Exons: 4
Coding region: 383-1549 (388 amino acids)
Biological process (GO): protein dephosphorylation
Molecular function (GO): cation binding; protein serine/threonine phosphatase activity
Source: RefSeq, a predicted model, not a curated record